This is a messenger RNA of Lagopus leucura (white-tailed ptarmigan), 1219 nucleotides long. RefSeq names its product protein C19orf12-like. The record is from RefSeq and is a predicted model, not a curated record. The coding region runs from base 765 to 1061 and encodes 98 amino acids. The transcript has a single exon. Lineage: Eukaryota; Metazoa; Chordata; Aves; Galliformes; Phasianidae.
GUAUAUAUAGUUUAAAAGGUGCCCUGUCACUGAAAUCACAUGUAGCAUCAGUCCUUGAGUGCACAUUACUCUUAGGAGCAGUUCCAUAAAUCUGAAGGGCUUACUGGUACUGGAGUAAAUUGCAAUUUCUUUGCAGCAUUGUAAAUCACUGAAAAGCACUGUUCUGUAUGGCUGGUAGCCAUUAGAUAUCACACAUCAGUGUAGGGCCGUGAUCCUAAUUUCUUGGCUGUAGCAGUCCUACCCACAUAAUCUAUAUGUGAUCCCUCUGCUCUGCACUUGAUGGCCUGGAACCAUACUGCCUGGCAGAGAGAUUCUUCUCCAAGUCUGGUGGGGUAUUAAUUUCAUAGGAGAAAGGUUGAAUGUGGCUGACUAAUCCAAGACAGUUGAUGAUCUUGGCCUCUAUGAGCAUCUUCUGAAGUGUGGACAUCAUGGGUGUAGGCAGGUGCAUCCUGCAUCUUUGCUGAAGCAGGAAGCUUGGAUCAUACCAGGGAUCUGAAAUAAAAGAUUCUGUAUUAAUGGUAAGGCAGUUGUUAACUAUGUUUUCCAUGGGAUGGGAUUCAUGUAAUAGCAGAGCUUGCCUUACAGAGACCAAUACCAUAAGGAAUGCUGUUUGAUUUCUGAUUCUGAGUUUGAAACUGUUAUCUUUGAUUGUGUGGAGUUCCUCUGUUGAUGUAGAAAGCUGUAACAGUCCUUGGUUCUCUGAUCAUCAUUUGAGGAGGUGAACAGCAUUGAAGAAGCAUCUCUUUGGAAUUUCAGGUCUUACAAUGGGGAAUAACAUCUCUUUUCAUUUUCUAGGAGGAGCGCUUGGUGGACUGCUUGGUGCCUGGAUGAACAGAGCAAAAUUCAAGCCAGUCCCUCAGAUUUUAAUGCAAUUGCCUCCUGCCGAGCAGCAGAAACUCUACAUUGAAGCCAUUGUGGUACUCAAGAGCUUAGACUGGUCUGAUUUUGCUCGACUAACUGCUGUUGUAAUGAAUAGUCAUCUUCUGCAGCUGCAGUUGGCUAAACUACUGGAAAAUUACUUCACCAGAGAGCUAAGUGCAGUGAUAAAGUGUGGAGCAUAAAGCUUUUCAGUGCAGAUUUAUAGGUUGCAAUGAAUUUUAUUCUGGCAAUUGUGAUUCUUCAGUGUGUUAAUUAUUAGCAUUAGUAUUGUCAUUGUAGCUUUUGUUUCUCAACUGAUUCUGAAUAUCCUCUGUCUUCAUUAAAAUAUUCCUUAGAAGCA